Molecule: messenger RNA, 533 nt
Organism: Tricharina praecox
Lineage: Eukaryota; Fungi; Ascomycota; Pezizomycetes; Pezizales; Pyronemataceae
Exons: 3
Coding region: 1-432 (143 amino acids)
Source: RefSeq, a predicted model, not a curated record
AUGUCCCUGAUGUCCCUGAUAUCCCUGGUGUCCCUGGUGUCCCUGAUAUCCCUAGUGUCCCUGGUGUCCCUGAUGUCCCUGGCCCUGGUGACCCCGGCGUCCCUGCCGUCCCUUGCAUGCGCCAAGUUCAAUCAUAUCAUCAGACCUCUUCUUGAUCAGAUCAGCCCCAGAUCAGGAACGACAAACGACGAACGAACGAUUGGAACGUCGAACGAUGGGUUUUUGUCGGUUGCCGGAUGGGGAUCGUAUCUACUACCACCACCACCACCACCGUCUUGCAAUUAUGGGAGGAAAGCACUCCGGCGCACUGGCUACAGCUUUCGGAUCCAGAUCCGGAUCCGGGUUCUGGACACAGAGAUCCAGAUAGGAACUCCAGCCACCGAUGGUUUGCUUCGAGGCAUGAUCAUCUCAGUCUUAACUCUUGAGUCUUGAUUCUUGGCCUGGAGGCUUGACCUGGUGGGCGACGGGCGACGGGCGGCACGGACAUGGCAUGUCAUGUACACAUCAUGAUCAUCACUGAUUAGGAUUCAGGC